Messenger RNA from Puma concolor (puma), 4866 nucleotides. NCBI's taxonomy places the organism in Eukaryota, Metazoa, Chordata, Mammalia, Carnivora, Felidae. The record is from RefSeq and is a predicted model, not a curated record.
AUGAGGAGACUGGCUUUUCGAGGCGCUGGUUGUGCUCUGGUAAAGCUGAAGAAGUUGGAUUCCAUGGGUUCCAAGAGAAGACGAGCUACCUCCCCUUCUAGUAGUGUCAGCGGGGACUUUGAUGACGGGCACCAUUCUGUAUCCACACCAGGCCCAAGCAGGAAAAGGAGGAGACUUUCCAAUCUUCCGACUGUAGAUCCUAUUGCUGUGUGCCAUGAACUCUACAACACCAUUCGAGACUAUAAGGAUGAGCAGGGCAGGCUACUCUGUGAGCUCUUCAUUAGGGCACCAAAGCGAAGAAAUCAACCAGACUAUUAUGAAGUGGUUUCUCAGCCCAUUGAUUUGAUGAAAAUCCAACAAAAGUUAAAAAUGGAAGAGUAUGAUGAUGUUAAUCUGCUGACUGCUGACUUCCAGCUCCUUUUUAACAAUGCAAAGGCCUAUUAUAAGCCAGAUUCUCCUGAAUAUAAAGCUGCUUGCAAACUCUGGGAUUUGUACCUUCGAACAAGAAAUGAGUUUGUUCAGAAAGGAGAAGCAGAUGAUGAAGAUGAUGAUGACGAUGGGCAAGACAAUCAAGGCACAGUGACUGAAGGAUCUUCUCCAAGUUACUUGAAGGAGAUCCUGGAGCAGCUUCUUGAAGCCAUAGUUGUAGCCACAAAUCCAUCAGGACGUCUCAUUAGUGAGCUUUUUCAGAAACUGCCUUCUAAAGUGCAAUAUCCAGAUUAUUAUGCAAUAAUUAAGGAGCCUAUAGAUCUCAAGACCAUUGCCCAGAGGAUACAGGAUGCAAAUUCUAUAAAAAAAAUAUUUUAUAUGAAAAAGGCAGAAAUUGAACAUCAUGAAAUGGCUAAGUCAAGCCUUCGAAUGAGGACUCCAUCAAAUUUGGCCACAGCCAGGCUGACAGGUCCUUCACACAGUAAAGGCAGCCUUAGUGAAGAGAGAAAUCCCACUAGCAAGUAUUACCGAAAUAAAAGAACAGUCCAAGGGGGUCGUUUGUCAGCAAUUACCAUGGCACUUCAGUAUGGCUCAGAAAGUGAGGAGGAUGCUUUAGCUGCUGCACGUUAUGAAGAAGGAGAGUCGGAAGCAGAGAGCAUUACUUCAUUUAUGGAUGUUUCAAAUCCUUUUUAUCAGCUUUAUGACACAGUUAGGAGCUGUCGGAAUAACCAAGGGCAGCUUAUAGCUGAACCUUUUUUUCAUUUGCCUUCAAAGAAAAAAUACCCUGAUUAUUAUCAGCAAAUUAAAAUGCCCAUAUCCCUACAACAGAUCAGAACAAAGCUCAAGAACCAAGAGUAUGAAACUUUAGAUCAUUUGGAGUGUGAUCUGAAUUUAAUGUUUGAAAAUGCCAAGCGCUAUAAUGUUCCCAACUCAGCCAUCUACAAGCGGGUCCUAAGAUUGCAGCAAGUCAUGCAGGCAAAGAAAAAGGAGCUUGCCAGGAGAGACGACAUUGAGGAUGGAGACAGCAUGAUCUCUUCGGCCACCUCUGAUGCUGGUAGCGCGAAAAGAAAAAGUAAAAAGAACAUAAGAAAGCAGCGAAUGAAAAUCUUAUUCAAUGUUGUUCUUGAAGCUCGUGAGCCAGGUUCAGGCAGAAGACUUUGUGAUCUAUUUAUGGUUAAACCAUCCAAAAAGGACUAUCCUGAUUAUUAUAAAAUCAUAUUGGAGCCAAUGGACUUGAAAAUAAUUGAACAUAACAUCCGCAAUGACAAAUACGCAGGGGAAGAGGGAAUGAUAGAAGACAUGAAGCUGAUGUUCCGGAAUGCCAGGCAUUACAACGAGGAGGGCUCCCAGGUGUACAACGAUGCGCACAUCCUGGAAAAGUUACUCAAGGAUAAAAGGAAAGAGCUGGGCCCACUGCCUGAUGAUGAUGACGUGGCUUCUCCCAAACUCAAGCUGAGUAGGAAGAGUGGAAUUUCUCCUAAAAAAUCAAAAUACAUGACUCCAAUGCAACAGAAACUAAAUGAAGUCUAUGAAGCUGUAAAGAACUAUACUGAUAAGAGGGGUCGCCGCCUCAGUGCCAUAUUUCUGAGGCUUCCCUCUAGAUCUGAGCUGCCUGACUACUACCUGACCAUUAAAAAGCCCAUGGACAUGGAAAAAAUUCGAAGUCACAUGAUGGCCAAUAAAUACCAAGAUAUAGACUCCAUGGUUGAGGACUUUGUCAUGAUGUUUAACAAUGCGUGUACAUACAAUGAGCCUGAGUCUUUGAUCUACAAAGAUGCUCUUGUCCUGCACAAAGUCCUGCUUGAAACUCGGAGAGACCUGGAGGGAGAUGAGGACUCUCAUGUCCCAAAUGUGACCUUGCUGAUUCAAGAGCUUAUCCACAAUCUUUUUGUGUCAGUCAUGAGUCAUCAGGAUGAUGAGGGAAGAUGCUACAGUGAUUCCUUAGCAGAAAUUCCUGCUGUGGAUCCCAACUUUCCAAACAAACCUCCUCUUACUUUUGACAUAAUUAGAAAGAAUGUUGAAAAUAAUCGCUACCGGCGGCUUGAUUUAUUUCAAGAGCAUAUGUUUGAAGUCUUGGAAAGGGCAAGAAGGAUGAAUCGGACAGACUCUGAAAUAUAUGAGGAUGCGGUGGAGCUGCAGCAGUUUUUUAUUAAAAUCCGUGAUGAGCUCUGCAAAAAUGGGGAGAUCCUCCUAUCACCAGCGCUCAGUUACACCACGAAGCACUUGCAUAACGACGUGGAGAAAGAGAAAAAGGAAAAAUUACCAAAAGAAAUCGAGGAAGACAAAUUAAAGAGAGAAGAAGAAAAAAGAGAAGCUGAAAAGAGUGAAGACUCCUCAGGCACUGCAGGCCUCUCAGGCUUACACCGCACAUACAGUCAGGACUGCAGCUUUAAGAACAGCAUGUACCAUGUUGGAGAUUACGUCUACGUGGAGCCCGCGGAGGCCAGCCUGCAGCCACACAUAGUCUGUAUUGAGAGACUGUGGGAAGAUUCUGCUGGUGAAAAAUGGUUGUAUGGCUGUUGGUUUUAUCGGCCAAAUGAAACAUUCCAUCUGGCUACGCGAAAAUUUCUAGAAAAAGAAGUUUUUAAGAGUGACUAUUACAAUAAAGUUCCUGUUAGUAAAAUUCUAGGAAAAUGUGUGGUCAUGUUUGUCAAGGAAUACUUUAAAUUAUGCCCAGAAAACUUUCGAGAUGAGGAUGUUUUUGUCUGUGAAUCACGGUAUUCUGCCAAAACCAAAUCUUUUAAGAAAAUUAAACUGUGGACCAUGCCCAUCAGUUCAGUGAGGUUUGUCCCUCGGGAUGUGCCCUUGCCUGUGGUUCGAGUGGCCUCUGUAUUUGCAAAUGCAGAUAAAGGGGAUGAUGAGAAGAACACAGACAACUCAGAGGAUAGUCGAACUGAAGACAGUUUUAACUUGGAGAAGGAGAAAGAAGAUGUCCCUGUGGAAAUGUCAAACGGUGAGCCAGGUUGCCACUACUUUGAGCAGCUCCGUUACAAUGACAUGUGGCUGAAGGUUGGUGACUGUGUCUUCAUCAAGUCCCAUGGCCUGGUGCGCCCACGUGUGGGCAGAAUUGAAAAGGUAUGGGUCCGAGAUGGAGCUGCAUAUUUUUAUGGCCCUAUCUUCAUUCACCCAGAAGAGACAGAACAUGAGCCCACAAAAAUGUUCUACAAAAAAGAAGUGUUUCUGAGUAAUCUGGAAGAAACCUGCCCCAUGACAUGUAUUCUGGGAAAGUGCGCUGUGUUGUCAUUCAAGGACUUCCUCUCCUGCAGACCAACUGAAAUACCAGAAAAUGACAUUCUGCUUUGUGAGAGCCGCUACAACGAGAGUGACAAGCAGAUGAAGAAAUUCAAAGGACUGAAGAGGUUUUCGCUGUCUGCUAAAGUGGUAGAUGAUGAAAUUUAUUACUUCAGAAAACCAAUAGUUCCUCAGAAGGAGCCCUCACCUCUGUUGGAAAAGAAGAUCCAGUUGCUAGAAGCUAAAUUUGCUGAGUUAGAAGGUGGAGAUGAUGAUAUUGAAGAGAUGGGGGAAGAAGAUAGUGAGGUCAUUGAACCUCCUUCUCUGCCUCAGCUUCAGACCCCACUGGCCAGUGAGCUGGAUCUCAUGCCCUACACACCCCCACAGUCUACCCCAAAGUCUGCCAAAGGCAGUGCAAAGAAGGAAGGCUCCAAACGGAAAAUCAACAUGAGUGGCUACAUCCUGUUCAGCAGUGAAAUGAGAGCUGUGAUUAAGGCCCAGCAUCCAGACUACUCUUUUGGGGAGCUCAGCCGACUGGUGGGGACAGAAUGGAGAAACCUUGAGACAGCCAAGAAAGCAGAAUAUGAAGGCAUGAUGGGUGGCUAUCCGCCAGGCCUUCCACCUUUGCAGGGCCCAGUUGAUGGCCUUGUUAGCAUGGGCAGCAUGCAGCCACUUCACCCUGGGGGGCCUCCACCCCACCAUCUUCCGCCAGGUGUGCCCGGCCUCCCGGGCAUCCCACCACCGGGUGUGAUGAACCAAGGAGUGGCCCCUAUGGUAGGGACUCCAGCGCCAGGCGGAAGUCCAUACGGACAGCAGGUGGGAGUUUUGGGGCCUCCAGGGCAGCAGGCACCACCUCCGUAUCCUGGCCCACAUCCAGCCGGCCCCCCUGUCAUACAGCAGCCAACAACGCCCAUGUUUGUGGCUCCCCCACCGAAGACACAAAGGCUUCUCCACUCAGAGGCCUACCUGAAAUACAUUGAAGGACUCAGUGCUGAGUCCAACAGCAUUAGCAAGUGGGACCAAACCCUGGCAGCUCGAAGACGCGAUGUCCAUUUGUCAAAAGAACAGGAGAGCCGCCUGCCCUCUCACUGGCUGAAAAGUAAAGGGGCCCAUACCACCAUGGCAGAUGCCCUCUGGCGCCUUCGGGAUUUGAUGCUCCGAGAUACCCUCAACAUUCGCCAAGCAUACAAUCUAGAAAAUCUUUAA